AUGUCGCAGCCCGACGCCUGCGCGCCGUGGUUCGAGGCCAGCCAGGCGGCGCCCAGCAGCCGCCAGGCGCCGUCGCGGCCGCGCAGCGACGUGCGCAUGCUGCACGGCUACCCCAGCCCGCCGAACAGCGGCAGCAGCGGCGGCCACGGCGACGCCGAGUGCUGCGCCACGGGCAGCGCCACGGGCGACAGCGACGACCCGUUCCUCGGCCAGCCGAGCGCCGCCAGCGGCCAUCCGCACGUUGCCGCCAUGGCGCGCCAGCGCGCCAACGCCCGCUACGACCCGCGCUACAUGACCUACGUCUUCCGCGGCCAGCGUGUGACAUACGCCGCUCCGCCGCUCUCGGACUCGGAGGAGGAGCUCGUGCCGCGCCUGCUCUUCCCCAGCGGCAGCCGCAGCAAGCGUGCUCUGCCCCGCCGCGCCACCGCCUCGCAGGCUGCUCCAGUACUCGCGCCGCAGCGGACGACCCGCACGCGGCAGGCGACAGCCUCGGCGCAGUUCGUCCGGGCCGACCAGUCGAGCAACCCUGCUGCUCGGGCGCGGACCAUCGACUCGUCGGCGCCGCGGCCAAACCUCUUCUCGCAGCAAAUAGCGGCCAGAGACGCAGCGGCUCGCAGCUCGCGGGAGGCGGGAACUGCGCCCGCCUCGCGCCCGGCAUCUUACAGCCUGCACUCCGAGCUGCACGCGCGCAUGGCCGCGUGGAGCGACGAUGAGGACGACGAGGACGAUGGCGCGCACGGCGCACGAGUCGUGCAUCUCGACAUGGAAGGCGACGCCCACUACGGGCACAUCGGCGUGGCGUCGCACGAGCUGAGCUCGGACGAGGAGGAGCGAGGACAGGCCGUGCUGCGCAGCGGACGGCCACGGCCACCGACGAAGCUGCCGCACUGGGAGUCGCAGGAGGUGUUCGAGCGACACGUGCGGCCAGAUGACGACGACGACGAGGCACAUGCGAAGCGCCGUCGCAUCCUUUGA
Tilletiopsis washingtonensis is the source of this 975-nucleotide messenger RNA. RefSeq lists its product as hypothetical. The transcript is spliced from 2 exons. NCBI's taxonomy places the organism in Eukaryota, Fungi, Basidiomycota, Exobasidiomycetes, Entylomatales. The record is from RefSeq and is a predicted model, not a curated record. The coding region runs from base 1 to 975 and encodes 324 amino acids.